AUGGCCCGCGACAAGGACAACAAACCCGACCUCGACCAACUAAAAUCAAUCGAACAUGAACGAACCGAACCACGCCCCGACUUCUCCAAACCUGUCCCUCGCAAAACCCUCCCCAAAGACCUCCAAGACACUAUGAACGACGAAGAACGCUUCUGGGAUGUCUUGUCCUCGGGCAAAGCAGACGACAGCACAAACUCCCCUGUCCGCUAUGCCGCCUACGCCAACCGCCUGCGCACGAUAAUGCUUUCCGCCCAGCGAUAUGUGGCAUAUACCAGUGACAUUGGCGAGAGUUUCCGCCCGGUAGCGCAUCCGAAUCUGGUGCGAGGAGCCUAUGCGAUUUCCUGGGCAUAUCUGGUUGGGGACGUGAGUUACGAGGGUUACAAAGCCUACACCCGCAACCAAGCCGCACUCCACCCCGUCGCGCCUACGACCCAAGACGUCCCGGGAAGUGCACUAACGGCCCAACCGAACGCCGUAACAGGCCGCGUAGCCCCAAUCGACCACUGGGCAACCGUCAUGGCCCAACGCGCCGUCUUCCAAUCCAUCGCCUCCAUGGGUCUACCAGCCUUUACAAUUCACAGUAUCGUCCGCUACUCAGGCCAAGCGCUGAAGAAUGUGAAGAAUACGCGGAUAAGAACCUGGGGCCCUAUUGGGUUGGGGUUGGCGGCUGUGCCGGCGCUGCCGUUUAUGUUUGAUCAUCCGAUUGAGGUUGCGACGGAGUGGGUGUUUCAUAAGGGGUUUGAGGCGGUGGGGGGGCCGGAGGCGGUGGGACAUAGGAGCGAGAAGGGGACUUUGGAGGUGGGUUUGGGGAAAAGGAAGGAGGGGGUUGUUAAGGAGAAGGAGUUGUGA
Messenger RNA from Recurvomyces mirabilis, 849 nucleotides. RefSeq lists its product as uncharacterized. The record is from RefSeq and is a predicted model, not a curated record. Gene Ontology annotation, biological process: mitochondrial fission. Lineage: Eukaryota; Fungi; Ascomycota; Dothideomycetes; Mycosphaerellales; Teratosphaeriaceae. The transcript has a single exon. Bases 1 to 849 code for a protein of 282 amino acids. Gene Ontology annotation, cellular component: mitochondrion.